Messenger RNA from Chaetomium globosum CBS 148.51, 1230 nucleotides. RefSeq lists its product as uncharacterized. NCBI's taxonomy places the organism in Eukaryota, Fungi, Ascomycota, Sordariomycetes, Sordariales, Chaetomiaceae. The transcript has 2 exons. Gene Ontology annotation, molecular function: flavin adenine dinucleotide binding; electron-transferring-flavoprotein dehydrogenase activity. The record is from RefSeq and is a predicted model, not a curated record. Bases 1 to 1230 code for a protein of 409 amino acids. Gene Ontology annotation, cellular component: cytoplasm.
AUGACAAGAACAGUCGUAAUCCUCGGGGCCAGUUACACUGGUAUCCCCAUCGCCCAUUACCUCCUCAAACACACCGCGACCAAGACGAAAGACCUUAAGGUCAUACUGGUUGCUCCCAACACACACAUGUACUGGAAUGUCGCUUCGGUUCGCGGCAUACUUCCUGAUAUGAUGGGCGACGAUAAACUUUUUUACCCCAUCGCCCCGUCAUUCGCCAAGUACCCAUCAAACCAGUACGAGUUGGUGAGAGGCGUGGCCGAGAGAGUGGAUCCAGACAGGAACACCGUCGAAGUGCGCGGGAACGAUGGCUCUGCUCGGACGAUCCAAUAUGACGAGCUGGGCAACAGAGUCAUCGCCACCGGCAGCAGCUCCAAGAACGGCAUGCCCUUCAAGAAUCUCUCGACCACCGAAGCGACCAAAGAAGCCCUGCACAGCUGGGCGCAGCGCAUCGCCUCCGCCAAGUCCAUCGUCGUGGCCGGCGCCGGCGCCACAGGCAUUGAAAUCGCGGGCGAGCUCGGCCAAGAAUACGCCGUCACGGGCAAGAAGCAGAUCACCCUCAUCAGCGACCAAGACCUACCCUUGACUUCCAAAUUCCGCCGCGACGUGCGCGAGACCGCCAAGAAAGAACUCGAACGCCUCAAAGUCAAAGUCAUCACCAACGCCAAAGUCACCUCCCCCACCACCACCACCACCACUGCCACCCCCACCCCCAACACAACCAUAACCCUCACCCAAACCACCCCCUCCCCCAAAUCCCCUUCCCCCCCCACCACCCUCCAAGCAGACCUCAUCAUCCCCACCUACGGCCUCACCCCCAACACCUCCUUCCUCCCCACCUCCCUGCUCGACGCCCGCGGCUACGUGCGCCAGACGACUCGCCUGCGCGCCGAAGGGCACGACAACAUCUUUGUGGUGGGCGACGCGGGAAACCUGCAGGACCCGCAGGGGGUGCAUGCCGAUGCGCAGACGGUGCAUGUGGUGAGGCUGUUGGAGGCGCGGGUUUUGGGGGGUCGGGGUCGGGGUGGGGGUGUGGAAAAGGAGGAGGAGUAUACGCCGGUGGGUAAGAUUACUUUCGCGGCUACGCUGGGGAGGAAUCGCGGGACGGGGCAGGUCGGCAAUUGGAGGGUGUGGAGCCUGUUGGUGUGGUUUUUGAAGGGGAGGUAUUUGGGGACGAAUGUUGCGGCGGAGUUUGUGAGGGGCGAGAAGACGCUGGGUGGGAAGGCGUGGUGA